CCGGGUCGGCGGGUGGAUGAACGCGAGUGUCUGUAAUGGCGGAGCGUGGCGGGGACGGAGGGGAAGGCGAGCGAUUCAACCCGGGGGAGCUGAGGAUGGCUCAACAGCAGGCCUUGAGGUUCCGAGGCCCAGCUCCCCCACCAAAUGCAGUGAUGCGAGGCCCGCCACCUCUCAUGAGACCUCCUCCUCCUUUCGGCAUGAUGAGAGGCCCUCCACCACCACCCAGACCCCCCUUUGGACGGCCUCCUUUUGAUCCUAAUAUGCCACCAAUGCCUCCCCCAGGAGGAAUACCUCCACCCAUGGGCCCACCACACCUCCAGAGACCACCUUUCAUGCCUCCACCCAUGGGAGCCAUGCCUCCUCCUCCGGGUAUGAUGUUCCCACCAGGAAUGCCUCCUGGGACUGCUCCUGGUGCCCCAGCACUGCCUCCCACUGAGGAGAUAUGGGUAGAAAACAAAACUCCAGAUGGGAAGGUUUAUUACUACAAUGCUCGGACACGUGAAUCUGCGUGGACCAAGCCAGAUGGAGUAAAGGUUAUUCAGCAAUCAGAACUGACACCUAUGCUUGCAGCCCAAGCGCAGGUUCAGGCCCAAGCCCAAGCCCAAGCCCAGGCUCAAGCCCAGGCCCAGGCCCAAGCCCAGGCUCAGGCCCAGGCUCAGGCCCAAGCUCAAGCCCAGGCCCAGGCACAAGUACAAGCGCAAGUACAAGCGCAAGUGCAAGCGCAGGCAGUAGGCGCCCCCACCCCUACAACCAGUAGCCCAGCACCUGCAGUUUCUACUUCAACACCAUCGUCCACCCCAUCCUCUACGACAGCUACCACAACAACUGCUACUUCGGUUGCACAGACAGUAUCAACACCGACAACACAGGACCAGACUCCAAGUUCUGCUGUCUCAGUUGCCACGCCUACAGUUAGUGUAUCAACUCCUGCUCCUACAGCCACACCUGUGCAAACUGUACCCCAGCCGCACCCCCAGACGUUACCUCCUGCUGUUCCUCAUUCAGUACCUCAGCCAGCAGCAGCCAUACCUGCUUUUCCACCAGUAAUGGUGCCUCCAUUUCGUGUUCCCCUUCCUGGCAUGCCAAUCCCACUUCCAGGUGUAGCAAUGAUGCAAAUAGUCAGCUGCCCGUAUGUAAAGACAGUCGCUACCACCAAGACCGGUGUGUUACCAGGAAUGGCCCCUCCUAUAGUACCCAUGAUACAUCCCCAGGUUGCUAUUGCAGCUUCACCUGCUACCUUAGCUGGAGCAACAGCAGUUUCUGAGUGGACUGAAUAUAAAACGGCAGAUGGGAAGACGUACUAUUACAAUAAUAGAACACUAGAAUCAACUUGGGAAAAGCCCCAAGAACUGAAGGAAAAAGAAAAAUUAGAUGAGAAGAUUAAAGAGCCAAUUAAGGAGGCAUCUGAAGAACCACUGCCAAUGGAGACAGAGGAGGAAGAUCCUAAGGAGGAACCUAUGAAGGAGAUAAAGGAGGAGCCCAAAGAAGAAGAGAUGACUGAAGAAGAAAAGGCUGCCCAGAAGGCAAAGCCAGUAGCUACUACUCCUAUUCCUGGUACUCCGUGGUGUGUUGUUUGGACUGGCGAUGAGCGGGUCUUCUUUUACAAUCCCACAACUCGUCUUUCUAUGUGGGACCGACCUGAUGAUUUGAUUGGAAGGGCAGAUGUUGACAAAAUUAUUCAAGAGCCCCCUCAUAAGAAAGGAUUGGAAGACAUGAAGAAGCUAAGACACCCGGCUCCAACAAUGCUGUCCAUCCAAAAGUGGCAGUUCUCGAUGAGUGCAAUUAAAGAAGAACAAGAGUUAAUGGAAGAAAUGAAUGAAGAUGAGCCUAUUAAAGCAAAAAAACGGAAGAGAAUGUCAAAGAAGUCCUUUAUGUGGAUUGCCCGAGCUUCUCUAUUUAGGAGAGAUGAUAAUAAAGACAUUGAUUCAGAGAAAGAAGCUGCCAUGGAAGCUGAAAUUAAAGCUGCCCGAGAAAGGGCCAUUGUCCCUCUGGAGGCUCGAAUGAAGCAGUUCAAGGACAUGCUGCUAGAGAGAGGGGUGUCUGCUUUUUCAACGUGGGAGAAGGAGUUGCACAAGAUAGUAUUUGACCCUCGGUACUUGCUUCUCAAUCCUAAAGAAAGAAAACAGGUGUUUGAUCAGUAUGUCAAGACCAGAGCAGAGGAAGAACGCAGAGAAAAGAAAAACAAAAUAAUGCAAGCCAAGGAAGAUUUCAAAAAAAUGAUGGAAGAAGCAAAGUUUAAUCCAAGAGCUACUUUUAGUGAAUUUGCUGCCAAACAUGCUAAAGAUUCAAGAUUCAAAGCAAUUGAAAAGAUGAAAGAUAGAGAAGCAUUGUUUAAUGAAUUUGUGGCAGCUGCAAGGAAGAAAGAAAAAGAAGAUUCGAAGACCAGAGGUGAGAAGAUUAAAUCGGAUUUCUUUGAGCUGUUAUCCAAUCAUCACUUGGACAGUCAGUCUCGAUGGAGCAAAGUAAAAGACAAAGUAGAAAGUGACCCACGGUACAAAGCGGUGGAUAGUUCUUCAAUGAGAGAAGACCUUUUCAAACAGUACAUAGAAAAAAUAGCCAAGAAUUUAGAUUCAGAAAAGGAAAAGGAGCUAGAAAGGCAAGCCCGAAUUGAGGCAAGCCUCCGAGAACGAGAAAGAGAAGUUCAAAAAGCACGUUCUGAGCAAACUAAAGAAAUUGACCGAGAGAGAGAACAGCACAAACGAGAAGAAGCAAUCCAGAAUUUCAAGGCUCUUCUGUCUGACAUGGUACGUUCUUCUGAUGUGUCAUGGUCUGAUACAAGGAGAACCCUCCGAAAAGAUCACCGCUGGGAAUCUGGGUCCUUAUUGGAAAGAGAGGAGAAAGAGAAGCUUUUUAAUGAGCACAUUGAAGCACUUACCAAAAAGAAAAGGGAGCACUUUAGGCAGCUUCUGGAUGAAACUUCUGCGAUCACCUUAACAUCCACAUGGAAAGAAGUGAAAAAAAUAAUUAAGGAAGAUCCUCGGUGCAUUAAGUUCUCCUCUAGUGACAGGAAAAAACAAAGGGAAUUUGAAGAAUACAUCAGAGACAAAUACAUCACUGCCAAAGCUGACUUCAGGACACUCUUGAAAGAGACCAAAUUCAUCACGUACAGAUCCAAAAAGCUAAUCCAAGAAUCUGACCAGCACCUGAAAGACGUAGAAAAGAUUUUGCAGAAUGACAAACGGUAUCUAGUACUGGACUGCGUACCAGAGGAGAGGAGGAAACUCAUUGUGGCCUACGUUGAUGACCUGGAUCGCCGGGGGCCACCUCCACCUCCCACAGCGUCAGAGCCCACUAGACGGUCAACAAAAUAAUUCUAAAUACCCUUCCCUGGGCUCUCUGUUAAUUGAAAACGCUUGCAUGAGCCAAAUGUUCAGGUUUUUACAUACAUGUGCAUUAGUCAACCUAUUGCAAAACCACCUGAUGAGCAGAAGAAGCAAUUGUGAGCAGUCUCUGAACAGAACACUUUGAAAAUAGUUAAUGCUUUUCUUUGUGUGGCAUGACUGACAUACAUACUCAAAUAUAGGCUGUCUAGUAAAUUUAAAAUCUUGAAGCUAAAGGUCAUCCUUUUCUGAGGUGUGGAAGUCAGUGACUUGGUGGUGUUCUCACUAGCAGUGUUACUCAGCAAGACAGGAGCCUUUGUGGUUGGAGCUUGCAAAUACCACAAACUCCAAGAAAACUAAGGGGUUUGUUUUGAUUUUGGUUUUUUUUAAGCGGGUAAAAGAGAAAACACUGAAUUGAAUUCUUGCGGAGACUAUGACUAUUCUAAUGGACACACUUUGACCUUUGUCUCUAAAGAACAGUUUAGUUGUAUUUGUUUACUUCUGUGCUUUGAUUCUCCCCUCUGAGUUAGAGGCCAAGUCUUGUUUAGCCCAGGAGAAGAUUUAUUUAGUAAUUUCUUCUCAGGUAUGAACACAUUCUUAACUAACAUAUUGACCAGAAUAGAAUCCUGGUUAAACAUACUUUAUUCUCCAGUGAAUGAUCUUUACCGAAAUUCUGAAUUAGAUACAAAAUUACCUUUCUGGGUGUUCCCUGUAAACUACUCCUGUUUGAAUGUUGAACUUUUGUUUCUAAAGUUUAAUUUUAAGAUGUUUGAAUGUUCAGUUUAUGUAUUUGAACUACAAUAAACCAACCCUUUUAUAUAUGUGGAUUGUAAAUGAUUAUUGUUACACAAUAUAUUUUAUAAAAACUCUUAAACCUGUUUUUUUUUUUUUUAUUUUUUAAAGAAAGCAAGUGAG
Chionomys nivalis (European snow vole) is the source of this 4235-nucleotide messenger RNA. It is a transcript of the gene Tcerg1, whose product is annotated as transcription elongation regulator 1. The coding region runs from base 36 to 3311 and encodes 1091 amino acids. Gene Ontology annotation, cellular component: nucleus. Lineage: Eukaryota; Metazoa; Chordata; Mammalia; Rodentia; Cricetidae. Gene Ontology annotation, molecular function: RNA polymerase binding; transcription coregulator activity. The transcript has 23 exons. The record is from RefSeq and is a predicted model, not a curated record.